Molecule: messenger RNA, 1021 nt
Organism: Leptonychotes weddellii (Weddell seal)
Lineage: Eukaryota; Metazoa; Chordata; Mammalia; Carnivora; Phocidae
Source: RefSeq, a predicted model, not a curated record
GUGCAUUGUGGAAGCAGAAAAUUUUGAGGAGCGGGUGGCAAUACUAAGUAGAAUUAUAGAAAUUCUGCAAGUUUUUCAAGAUUUGAAUAAUUUCAGUGGUGUAUUGGAGAUAGUCAGUGCGGUAAAUUCAGUGUCGGUAUACAGACUAGACCAUACUUUUGAGGCGUUGCAGGAAAGAAAAAGGAGAAUUUUGGAUGAAGCUGUGGAAUUAAGUCAAGAUCACUUUAAAAAAUACCUAGUAAAACUUAAGUCAAUCAAUCCACCGUGUGUGCCUUUUUUUGGAAUAUAUUUAACAAAUAUUCUGAAAACUGAAGAAGGGAAUAAUGAUUUUUUAAAAAAGAAAGGGAAAGAUUUAAUCAAUUUCAGUAAGAGGAGGAAAGUAGCUGAAAUUACGGGAGAAAUUCAGCAGUAUCAGAAUCAACCUUACUGUUUACGGAUAGAACCAGAAAUGAGGGUAAAUAUUUUCUUUGCUUAUCUUUAAAAGAGAACAUGUUAAAUCCUCUGCAAUCUGUAAGAAAUACCAUAACCGCACGUUAUGCUACUUACUUUACUAUAAAAAUAAUAUAGUUAAUAAUUAAUCAUUAGAUAGAAGUGGUAAAUAUUAGAUAUUCUGUGCUAACAGUCUGCAGUUAUGAAUAUUACUAGGUACUGGGGUACCUGGCUGGCUUAGUUGGGAGAGCAUAUGGCUCUUGUUCUCAGGGUUGUAAGCUUGAGCCCCAUGUUGGGUGUAGAGAUUACUUACAAAUAAAAUCUUAAAAAAAAUAUAUAUUAUUACGUGCUUUUUUCUUGAGAGUAUUGCUUCUUUGUACAACUGGUUCAAGUAAUGCUUUCAAAAAAUGAAUGACAAAAUGGAAUGAAACUCUCUGAUGUCCAUGUAGUAAAAAGAAAAUCCACUACUAGUACUGUCAUUGGUUGUUAGCCAUUUUAGAUAUUUUACGUGUGCCAGUGUAACAUUAAGUACUUAAUUUCUUCAUAAGAACACUGGGUUUAAAUAGGGGAAGAGGUUGGUUUUAUAUGUGUG